Molecule: messenger RNA, 1382 nt
Organism: Klebsormidium nitens
Lineage: Eukaryota; Viridiplantae; Streptophyta; Klebsormidiophyceae; Klebsormidiales; Klebsormidiaceae
Source: the annotation of a GenBank genome assembly
GCUGAUUUCUAUCCUUGAACAGGCUUCUUAGGCCGGCAUUGUUUCACAGCCAGUACGUAGAAGAGGAAGCAGCCAUCGUCCGCCAAGUCCACUCACCCUUCUCUCCCCCUCUCCUUGCUCUGAAGACGUUACUUGCAACCAGCCUACGAGCUCUGUAUGCAGAACAAUCAACCUUCAGUACCCAAAGUAUUACUUGCUAUGCGAAGCGGAAAUUUGUAGCGAGGGGGCCAGUUUCAAGUACCUUAUUCUCCUGCGCAAGUCACAUGAGCCAAAACAGCACUGACGACGGGGCUGCCGCAGAGCAGCUGAGGGAGAGAGAUCACAGGGAAGAUGGUGGCUGCCAACAAAGAGAUGGCCGUGUACUGCUUUGACACACUCGUGGCCUACUUCAAUGGUGCAGAGGCUCCACCCCCUGAGUUUGAGGGAGGGCGAUUCCCUCUGUUCGUGACCUGGAAGAAGCACUCAAACGGCCGCGAGCCUCGGCUGAGGGGUUGCAUUGGCACGUUGGAGGGGCGGUGCAUCCUGACGGGUUUCAAGGACUACUCUCUUACCAGUGCCCUUCGUGACGAGCGCUUCCCCCCCAUUCAAGCCAAGGAGCUUCCUUAUCUGCAAGUGACGGUUUCGCUGUUGACGGACUACGAAGUUGUCGACCAUUACUUAGACUGGGAGGUAGGCAAGCACGGCAUGAUCUUGGAGUUCAUUGACCCGCACAAUUACAGGCGCAGCGCCACCUACCUGCCGGAGGUGGCACAACACGAAGGAUGGACUCAGAUUGAGGCCGUCGAGUCGCUUGUGCGCAAAGCUGGCUACCUGGGACCGAUCACCGACGUACUGAAAAGCAAGUUCAGAGUGACUCGGUACCAAAGCUCCUUGUACACUUUGACCUAUGCUGGAUAUGUUGAUUACAUCAAAAGAACGAGAAGCGUUGCGAGUGUCAGCACCAGCCGAUCAUCCGCUCGCGUAGCGGCUAGGAGGUUUGCCUAGGUUAAGAAAAGGUCCCGGGGGGCUCGCAUUGCGGCACUCUAGACGGCAGCGCAGGGCAGGUGUAGGUCAAAAUGGAAAGAUGGGUUCUGUGCCCGGUUGUGCGAUUCGUCCAACAUUGGACGAUAGAAUGGACAGUACAGGGAGAAACGUGUACAUACAUACCAGGUCUACGUUCUGGGAUUGUAGUUUAUAUAAGAAGUUGCGAGUACGAUCGCUAAGUUCUCAUGCUGGCGAAAGUCAAAGCUACUGUAGUCUGUGCAAGUGAAGAAUCGGCCAGAAGCUGAAAUCCAGGCUACGUCAUGUGCUUCUUGCAGGACUGCAAGAGAUAUGAUAAACAGAGAUUGUCAAGGUUCAUCGUUAAUGUUGCAAUCGAAAUCAUCUUCUAACGCGAAGUAGAC